Molecule: messenger RNA, 2484 nt
Organism: Prunus avium (sweet cherry)
Lineage: Eukaryota; Viridiplantae; Streptophyta; Magnoliopsida; Rosales; Rosaceae
Product: ARM REPEAT PROTEIN INTERACTING WITH ABF2
Molecular function (GO): protein binding
Source: RefSeq, a predicted model, not a curated record
CACUCUCUUUCUUGUCUUUGUCUUUCACUCUCACCUAUUCAAAUCCAAAAAUUUUCCAUUUCGGAUCAGCUUCUUCUCCUCAUCUUCGCUUUUUUUUUUUUGGCCUCGUUGAUGGAGUUGCAGAGGCGCCAGGAUCAGAACCACCCGGAGAGGAAGGGGCAAAAGCGGAAACUGGAGGAGGAAAUCGGAGACGAACGAGAGAUCUCGGUGAAGUCCGGCGAAGCCAGAAAGGCGCUGCUCAGCGAGGUCAGCGAGCAGGUGAAGGUCCUCAACUCUACGUUCUCUUGGAGCGAAGCCGAUCGAGCGUCGGCUAAGCGCUCCACGCACGUCCUCGCCGAGCUCGCUAAGAACGAGGAGGUAGUGAACGUGAUCGUUGAAGGCGGUGCGGUUCCGGCUCUGGUGAAGCAUCUUCAAGCGCCGCCUUUAAGCGAAGGAGACCGGAGUUCGAAGCCGUACGAACACGAGGUCGAGAAGGGAAGUGCCUUUGCACUAGGCCUUCUCGCAGUUAAGCCUGAGCAUCAACAACUCAUCGUUGACACUGGUGCGCUGGCUCAUCUUGUGGAUUUGUUAAAGAGGCACAAGGAUAGUCCUGUAUCCAGGGCUUUGUAUAGCGUCAUUCGUAGAGCUGCUGAUGCCAUCACCAACCUUGCUCAUGAAAACAGCAGCAUUAAAACACGUGUCAGAAUAGAAGGCGGAAUUCCACCUCUAGUUGAGUUGCUUGAAUUUGCUGAUACCAAGGUGCAAAGAGCAGCUGCUGGAGCACUACGAACCCUGGCAUUUAAAAAUGAUGAGAAUAAGAAUCAAAUUGUCGAAUGCAAUGCUCUUCCUACCCUCAUUCUAAUGCUUCGGUCCGAGGAUGCUGCUAUACAUUAUGAAGCGGUUGGUGUUAUUGGAAAUCUGGUACACUCAUCUCCGAACAUAAAGAAAGAAGUUCUUCUUGCGGGAGCUUUACAACCUGUUAUUGGAUUGCUUAGUUCUUGCUGCUCCGAGAGCCAAAGAGAGGCAGCUUUAUUACUUGGACAAUUUGCUGCAACUGAUUCAGAUUGCAAGGUUCACAUUGUACAGAGGGGUGCUGUCCGACCUUUGAUUGAGAUGCUUCAAUCCCCUGAUGUACAACUAAGGGAGAUGUCAGCUUUUGCAUUGGGGAGAUUGGCACAGGACACAAACAACCAAGCUGGUAUUGCUCAUAAUGGUGGUUUAUUGCCAUUGCUGAAGCUUCUUGAUUCGAAAAAUGGGUCUCUGCAACAUAAUGCUGCAUUUACUCUUUAUGGCCUUGCAGAUAAUGAGGAUAAUGUGUCCGAUUUUAUUAGGGUUGGAGGUGUUCAGAAGCUGCAGGAUGGAGAAUUUAUUUUUCAAGCGACAAAGGAUUGUGUGACCAAAACAUUGAAAAGAUUAGAGGAGAAGAUUCAUGGACGAGUUUUGUCCCAUUUGUUAUAUUUGAUGCGUGUAGCAGAGAGGGUUGUCCAGAAACGAGUUGCUUUGGCUUUUGCUCAUCUUUGUUCCCCAGAUGAUCUGAGAACAAUAUUCAUUGACAACAAUGGGCUGGAGUUGCUUCUUGGGCUUCUUGGCUCUACUACCCAUAAACAGCAACUUGAUGCUGCUAUGGCUUUGUAUAAGUUGGCCAACAAAGCCAUGACUCUUUCUCCUGUGGAUGCAGCUCCCCCAUCUCCGACACCACAGGUCUAUCUAGGGGAGCAGUAUGUAAACAAUCCCACACUGUCCGAUGUUAUAUUUUUAGUUGAAGGUAAACGGUUCUAUGCUCACAGAAUUUGCUUGCUUGCUUCUUCAGAUGCAUUUCGUGCAAUGUUUGAUGGUGGUUACCGGGAGAAGGAUGCAAGGGACAUAGAGAUACCAAAUAUUAGAUGGGAGGUUUUCGAGUUGAUGAUGAGAUUUAUAUACACUGGAUCAGUGGACAUUACUCUUGAUAUUGCUCAAGAUCUCCUCAGAGCUGCAGAUCAGUAUCUUCUGGAGGGACUGAAGCGGCUUUGUGAGUAUACAAUAGCACAGGACGUAUCAUUGGAGAAUGUUUCAAACAUGUAUGAACUUUCAGAAGCCUUCCAUGCAAUGUCAUUAAGGCACACAUGCAUUUUGUUUAUUUUGGAGCAGUUUGAAAAAUUGAGUGCCAGACCAGGGCACUCUCAUUUGAUCAUGCGUAUAAUACCCGAGAUCUGCACUUACUUUACUAAAGCGCUUACUAAGCCUAACCCACAUAAUUUGCGGCUAUAAAUUGCCGCCUUUGAUUCUUGAGUUCUAACACCCUCUUGUACAGAGACCGGUAGUAGAUGUUCGUGCUGUUGUUGAGCCAGUGGAAGUUUCUAAUUCUUUGAUUUUAGUUUGCUUAUAGUCCAUUCUGAUUCCAUUACUUGUAAACACGCAGCCUCAUUUGUAACACAAUUCCGACAUUGCUUGGAAUGUGACCUUCACCUACAUUUUCUCUUGGUAUUCCCCCAAGUUUUUGCUCUUUAAUGAGAUAGUAUUUAGUAA